GAAAAGACUGCAGGAAUGGAUCUGCGUCAUUUUAUGCUUCUCUCUUAUUUCUUUCAACUUCUACAAUCUCCUCUUCUACUUGAGACUGGAGCAUAUGACCUCUGUUAUUGUUGGGAUAUGUGUUAUUACUGCUGACUUUCUAUCAGGCUUGGUGCACUGGGGAGCAGAUACCUGGGGAUCUGUGGAGCUGCCUAUAGUUGGAAAGGCUUUCAUCAGACCCUUUAGAGAACAUCACAUUGACCCCACAGCAAUUACCAGGCAUGAUUUCAUAGAGACUAAUGGAGACAACUGCAUGAUGACACUAGUCCCCUUGGCGAACAUGGCCUACAAAUUUGUUUCUCUUCCCCCAGAAGCACUGUACCAGUCCUGCCCUUGGGAGUGUUAUAUCUUUGCCCUGGUCAUCUUUAUAACCUUAACUAACCAGAUUCACAAAUGGUCUCACACCUACUUUGGUCUGCCUUGCUGGGUCAUCUUUCUGCAAGACUGGCAUAUCAUACUGCCACGGAAACACCACCGAAUCCACCAUGUGUCUCCCCAUGAGACUUAUUUCUGUAUUACCACUGGCUGGCUGAACUAUCCGUUGGAAAAGAUUGGCUUUUGGAGGUGCUUGGAGAACAUUAUCCAAGGAGUCACUGGAGAAAAGCCUAGAGCAGAUGACAUGCACUGGGCUCAGAAAAUGAAAUGACACUCUCGCCAGCCUUCUGCAGUCCUCAUCUUUGUUGCCAACUUUUUUAGAAAAAAAAGCCAUCAGCCAAAUUCAAGACUUGCAAAGAAAUAACAGACUCUAAAGCACAAACUAAAAAGUGCUAACAAAGACUGCAAUUAAAAAAAAAAAAAAAAAGACACACAAACUCAUCCUUAAAAGAAUACUUGAAAAGCAAAUGAUUAUUUGUACUGAGCACCUUUUUUUUUAUUUUAGCCAUGUCUGCUGAUUAUCUUAGAAAAUAUUUCGUCAUUGAGUCUCAUAAAAGCCGUCAGGCAAGCCAGAGAGGAAGACGAUGCACUGCCACUUGCAUUUUAAUAUCGGUGGCACAAUAAACGUGUUGUAUCAACAUUGUUUAACAUGUCAGAAGUAGCUUGUUGCCUAAGACCUAUCCGGGGAAUAGUUAAGGUACCUUGUCGCUGUGUUCUAGGUGGUUCCAUCCAAUAUACUGCAUGAAAACAGUGUGUUGGAGUAAUGGAAGUCCAUAAAAAAACAAACAAAACUGUUUUGAUGCAUUUAGUGGUUGGUAAAUCUAGCAUUUCCAUCUUCGCAAUCACGUUCAAUUGUAUUGAUGUGGUGUGGAACAGACUUUGAGAAGCUCGUUUUGCCAGUGGGCAAAGGAUCCUUAAGUGUUUUCAGUGUCCUUUAAAAAUAAAAUUGUUCUAACUUUUUAUGUGGAAUUGAGCAAACCAUUCUAUAUAAGCCUUCAACUUUACCUUAAUAGAUCUCUGAGAGGGAGGGCGUGCUAUUUGUAUAAACACACAAGCUUGCAUUAGUUCAUUUGACAGCCCUUCCACCAAGUGUUUCCUGCCCAGUAAUCGAUGGUUAAAAUAUAUCUAGCAAUGGGUACAUCUGCAAGUAGCUGUAUUCAGGAGCUAAAGAUAUCAAAUUUAUCUCUAGAAGGGAAAUGUUAAUGGGUGGGGGGCGUGGGUUUCUUGUUUUCUUCUUUCUUUCUUUUUUUUUUUUCCCUAGGUGCUUGCUUGUUUGUGUAAAUAAUAUAAAGCCUUAAUCUCUUUUGGUGUAAUCUGGAAUAAUAUUUUAACGUGAUGUUCUGAAUGUGUAUAUAUAUAUUUAUAACAAAGGAAUUGGAUAAUACUAAUCAUGUUUGUUAAA
This is a messenger RNA of Alligator sinensis (Chinese alligator), 1816 nucleotides long. It is a transcript of the gene PEDS1, whose product is annotated as transmembrane protein 189. Gene Ontology annotation, cellular component: endoplasmic reticulum membrane. Gene Ontology annotation, biological process: ether lipid biosynthetic process. Gene Ontology annotation, molecular function: plasmanylethanolamine desaturase activity. The transcript is spliced from 5 exons. The record is from RefSeq and is a predicted model, not a curated record. Bases 95 to 685 code for a protein of 196 amino acids. NCBI's taxonomy places the organism in Eukaryota, Metazoa, Chordata, Crocodylia, Alligatoridae.